Molecule: messenger RNA, 661 nt
Organism: Oryctolagus cuniculus (rabbit)
Lineage: Eukaryota; Metazoa; Chordata; Mammalia; Lagomorpha; Leporidae
Source: RefSeq, a predicted model, not a curated record
ACAUUGGUGUUGGUUAAAAUGUUUUCAUCGCUAUUGUCUCUUCUGUCUCUUCUUCAGUGCCGCCAGUGAUCACAAUGCCUCAGAAAUCCUUUAAUGCCACAGCAGACAGAGGCGAAGAGAUGACAUUAUCUUGUAGGGCAUCAGGCUCUCCGGAACCCACCAUUGCUUGGUCCAGGAAUGGCAAGCUUAUUGAAGAAAAUGAGAAGUACAUAUUGAAAGGAAGCAAUACAGAGCUCACUGUCAGGAACAUAAUCAAUAGUGAUGGGGGCCCUUAUGUCUGCAGGGCCACAAAUAAGGCAGGAGAAGAUGAAAAGCAGGCUUUCCUCCAAGUCUUUGUACAGCCUCACAUCAUACGACUUCAAAAUGAAACUACAUAUGAGAAUGGUCAUGUUACACUCAUCUGUGAAGCAGAAGGGGAGCCUAUUCCAGAAAUAACUUGGAAAAGAGCUGUAGAUGGCAUCACAUUUUCUGAAGGCGAUAAGAGCCCAGAUGGCCGUAUCGAAGUCAAAGGCCACCAUGGAAGCUCAUCACUGCAUAUGAAAGAGGUGAAGUUGUCCGACUCAGGCAGAUAUGACUGUGAAGCUGCAAGUAGAAUUGGAGGGCACCAAAAAAGCAUGUACCUUGACAUUGAAUGUAAGUGAUUUUUAAUUUGUAUCUUUAU